This is a messenger RNA of Conger conger (European conger), 2309 nucleotides long. It is a transcript of the gene sirt4, whose product is annotated as sirtuin 4. Bases 130 to 1086 code for a protein of 318 amino acids. The record is from RefSeq and is a predicted model, not a curated record. Gene Ontology annotation, molecular function: NAD+ binding; NAD-dependent protein lysine deacetylase activity. The transcript has 4 exons. Lineage: Eukaryota; Metazoa; Chordata; Actinopteri; Anguilliformes; Congridae.
CGGAUGUUUUCUGUGUAGUUUCGUAAUGUCAAUGUGGUUUGACAUUUGUCCUUUAUGUAGUUAUGCCACUCAUUAUGGGAUAAAUAUUAAUGAUCAGCGUGGAUCAGACGUAACCGACCUUUUUUAAAGAUGCUGCUGUCUUGGAGAGCAAUAGCAUGGCUUCAGGACACCAAAAAGCUUAGGUAUUUCACAUCUGCUAGUACCCUGGACUUUGUUCCAACCAGUGCACCCAUAGGUUCAUUGGUAUUGGAGCAACUUCAGGACUUUGUCUACCAGACUAAGCGACUCUUUGUGAUCACCGGGGCUGGGAUUUCCACUGAAUCUGGCAUCCCUGACUACCGCUCGGAGGGAGUGGGUCUGUAUUUCCGCACAGAGAGACGACCUAUACAGCACGCCGAGUUCCUGCGGAGUAGCAAGGCCCGCCAACGAUAUUGGGCUAGGAAUUAUGUUGGAUGGCCACAGUUCUCCUCACACCAACCAAACUUAGCACAUCUUGCACUGCGCAGCUGGGAGGCUGUUGGGAAGGUGCACUGGCUGGUGACUCAGAAUGUCGAUGCACUGCAUUCCAAGGCUGGACAACAGAACCUGACUGAGCUGCAUGGAUGUACACACAGGGUGGUGUGUCUGGGGUGUGGGUCCCGCUCUGUUCGGGAAGCCCUGCAGGCCCGCUUUACAGCCCUCAAUCCAGGAUGGGUAGUGAAGGCAGGAGGUGUUGCCCCAGAUGGGGAUGUUUUCCUUUCAGAUGAACAGGUCCAGCACUUCCGGGUCCCAUCCUGUGAGAGUUGCGGGGGCAUACUGAAGCCAGAGGUCACGUUCUUUGGGGACACAGUGAAUAGAGAAACUGUGAACUUGGUGCAGCAAAAACUGGUGGAAUCAGAUGGAGUAUUAGUGGUUGGCUCCUCACUGCAGGUGUAUUCGGGGUACAGAUUCCUUCUAACAGCUAGUGAAAGAAAAAUUCCAGUUGCCAUCUUGAAUAUAGGGCCAACCAGAGCAGACCACCUAUCCAGCAUAAGAGUGAGUGCCCGCUGUGGGGACGUGCUGCCUGCAAUCCUACCUCUCACAGAACGGGAGCUGGCACAACCCUGAUCCGUCAACUAGCCGGAACAAGACAAAGGAAACAUGCACCUGGACAUUUCAGUCAAUAUGCUCACCUUCACCAGUCAAUAUGCUCACCUCACCACUCAAUAUUUGCUUCAAGUGCAGCUAUUGACUUGGCUUUCUCUCAGGAUAUUAGUUUUUUUUUCCUUUGGCAUUGUGUUCUAUAUAAUAUUGUCAAUUUUAAAUCCAAUUAGACUCUAUUCCUAUUGGAUGACCAAGAGUCAAAUAAUGAUCUUUGCUUGUUGCAAAGUAGUAAUAAACCUGAAGUAGUAAAUGAUGAAUGCCAACGUUAGUGUCUCAGCUCUGAUUAGUCCAGAAUAUAGUCAUAGACCAAGGUGGUAUAUUUCCCAUAUCCCAUGAUACUCUCCUAAAUGAAAAUCUACAAUUGAUAAAUGUGUACAGCCAAAACAAUAAUGAUCCUACAUGUAUUUCCAUUUUAAAAAUAUUUCUGUAGUCGACAAUAGUUUCUUGUUAUAAAUUACAUUUGUAUUGUGGUCCUCCUAAAUGCUGAACAGUUGAAUAACAGUUGAAUAACUUUUAAUGUUAAAAUUACAAUACUGCAGAAAUUAAUUUAACUGUAACUGCAGCAUGUGUACAAUGGCAAAUACAUUGCACCAUUUUGCAAUUGAAACCCCACAUAUUACCAUAUAUUUCACUUUCUGCCAUUACUAUUUUUAUUGCAGUAACAACAAUCAAUUUCCCCACAUUUUCCCCAGAAAACUCUUCACUGCUACCAGUAUGUGAUGCUGAUGUCUUAUACAGCAAGAGUUAAGGGUUCAAAAUUGUAAUGAGGCUUUCUGUAGUUCUGGUUCACUCGGUCCUUGUAACUUGGGUACUGAGACACUAAGGAACACACAUCAGCAUUGUUAGCUCAUCUUACUUGCAGACAGAAAUUUGAUAAGCCGUGUUGUGGCAAGUGCAAGAGUAUUUUCCUUGGGAAUAAGUAUUUUCUACAGAAAGAUUUGAGCGUGUGGACAGGAAAGGAACACUCAGUCUUGGCCUGCCGCCCCCUUCCUCUUCAUUCGGACUUUCUCUGUGUUCUUGUUCUGGGGCUGGGGCUCUUUGGGAGUCCUUUUCCUCCAGGAAAACUGGGACUGCCGUAUGGCCUCUGUGAUCUCAGGGAAGCUCCAGUGUUUGUGUGUGAGGGCAGCCUGCAGGGAAAAGGGGCCAUCGCGGGUACGCCGGACCCCUGUGCACACGGCCGUGCUUCG